Messenger RNA from Penicillium verhagenii, 2154 nucleotides. RefSeq names its product glutamine-dependent NAD(+) synthetase. Gene Ontology annotation, biological process: NAD+ biosynthetic process. The coding region runs from base 1 to 2154 and encodes 717 amino acids. The transcript has 11 exons. NCBI's taxonomy places the organism in Eukaryota, Fungi, Ascomycota, Eurotiomycetes, Eurotiales, Aspergillaceae. Gene Ontology annotation, cellular component: cytoplasm. Gene Ontology annotation, molecular function: ATP binding; NAD+ synthase (glutamine-hydrolyzing) activity; glutaminase activity. The record is from RefSeq and is a predicted model, not a curated record.
AUGGGGCACCUUGUGACUCUAGCGACCUGCUCUCUGAACCAAUGGGCCCUUGAUUUUGAAGGCAAUGCAGCCCGCAUCAUUGAGAGCGUUCGGCAGGCAAAAGCAGCAGGUGCGACUUUACGUGUCGGUCCAGAGCUUGAGAUCACUGGAUACGGUGUGCUAGAUGGAUUCCUUGAGGGGGACACCUUUUUGCACUCAUGGGAGAUGCUAGCUCGUAUUAUCGAUCACCCAGACUGUCAGGAUAUUGUGGUGGACGUGGGUAUGCCUGUGCGCCACCGCAAUGUGCGCUACAACUGCCGUGUCAUCUUCUACAAUCGAAAGAUUAUCCUUAUCCGACCUAAGAUGUGGCUCGCCAAUGAUGGAAACUACAGAGAACACAGACACUUCAUUCCGUGGCAGCGUCCCCAAGAAGUUGAAGACUAUUAUCUCGAACAGAUCGUCGGAAACAUCACAGACCAAUACAAGGUUCCUUUCGGUGACGCCGUUAUCAGCACUAGAGAUACAUGUCUUGGCCUGGAGACUUGUGAGGAAUUAUUCACUCCUAAUGGACCCCAUAUUCCUUACGGGCUGGCUGGUGUGGAAAUCAUUUCCAACUCUUCCGGUAGUCACCAUGAAUUGAAGAAACUCGAUACCCGCGUUAAUCUGAUUACACAAGCUACAAAACUGAGCGGCGGAAUCUACUUGUACGCCAACCAGCAGGGUUGUGAUGGUGAUCGCUUGUACUACGAUGGCUGCGCAAUGAUUGUAGUGAAUGGUGAUGUCGUGGCACAAGGAUCUCAAUUUUCUUUGAACGACGUCGAGGUGGUCACAGCAACUGUCGACCUUGAAGAGGUCCGAACGUAUCGUUCAGGCGUCAGCCGAGGAAUGCAGGCGGCCAAGCAGUCGCCGUUUGUUCGCCUGGACAUCGAUGUUCGGCUUUCCCGCCGCGGCGAGGAGGCUGAUCCCAGCCUCACGGUCUCCGUGCCAUUUAAGCCACACUUCCAUGUUCCAGAAGAGGAGAUUGCUCUCGGUCCGGCCUGUUGGCUUUGGGAUUACCUGCGGCGAUGUGGCGCUGCGGGAUUUUUCAUCCCUCUCAGCGGCGGUAUUGAUAGCUGUGCUACUUCGGUGAUUGUUCAUUCAAUGUGCCGUGAGGUUCUGAAAGCAGUCAGAGAAGGUAACGAGCAGGUCAUCGAGGAUGUCCGGAGGCUCUGUGCUAAACCCGCUGACUCUGAUUGGCUCCCUACUACCAGCCAGGAAAUCUGCCGAGCCAUUUUCCACACUAGCUACAUGGGCACACAGAAUUCGGGCCAGGAGACAAGGGACCGGGCUAAGCGACUUGCCGCGGAUAUUGGGUCAUACCAUAUUGACUUUAACUUUGACACAGUAGUAACGGCUCUUAUGGCUCUCUUCAGCACCGUCACCAAUUUCCAGCCACGCUUCAAGGUCCAUGGAGGCAGUACAGCCGAGAAUGCAGCGUUGCAAAAUGUCCAAGCUCGGCUCAGAAUGGUUCUCUCUUAUUUAUUUGCUUCGUUGUUACCGACUGUUCGUCAACGACCUGGUGGCGGCGGUCUUUUAGUUCUUGCAUCAUCCAACGUGGACGAAUGCUUGCGGGGUUACUUGACCAAAUACGAUGCCAGCUCAGCCGAUCUCAAUCCCAUUGGAUCUAUUAGCAAGGUUGACCUCAAGAAGUUCAUUGGAUGGGCAGGCAUCAACUUUGACCUUCCAAUUCUGGAAGAGUUCAUCCACGCAACACCUACUGCUGAGCUAGAGCCUCGUACGGCAACAUAUGUGCAAUCCGACGAGGCUGAUAUGGGUGUGACUUACGCUGAGCUUAGUACUUUCGGUUACCUCCGAAAGGUAUCCAAGUUGGGACCAUGGGGAAUGUAUGAAAAGCUAUUGCAUCUGUGGGGCAAUGAGUACAGUCCCCGCGAAAUUUACGAGAAAACACGACACUUCUUCUACAACUACUCUAUCAACCGACAUAAGAUGACUGUCUUGACGCCUAGCUAUCAUGCGGAGCAGUACUCUCCCGAUGAUAACAGACAUGACCUGCGCCAGUUCCUGUAUCCUUCGUUCACGUGGGCAUAUAAGAAGAUGGAAGACAGUGUCAAGUUCUGGGAAUCAAGGGGAUGGACAACCGGCAAGACCGCAAAGAAGAAUGUCAAGGCGGAUUGA